Molecule: messenger RNA, 3581 nt
Organism: Colletotrichum scovillei
Lineage: Eukaryota; Fungi; Ascomycota; Sordariomycetes; Glomerellales; Glomerellaceae
Product: guanine nucleotide-binding protein alpha-3 subunit
Exons: 6
Coding region: 1149-2216 (355 amino acids)
Biological process (GO): adenylate cyclase-activating G protein-coupled receptor signaling pathway
Cellular component (GO): heterotrimeric G-protein complex
Molecular function (GO): G protein-coupled receptor binding; G-protein beta/gamma-subunit complex binding; GTPase activity
Source: RefSeq, a predicted model, not a curated record
GGCAGAGGUAUCCGUAUCCGUAAAUUCCAGUGCAGAGGUACCUGGUCAUCGAGACCGCUGCUUCUCGCAACUCCACGAGUCCAGCCUGCCCGCCACUAGCAUCAACUUUACACUUUCCCGCACAACAGAAUUCCUUUUCCUUUUACCCACACCUGCUCUCCUCACUGGCCCUCGCCUCCCCUCCAACUCAGUUUCCAGUCUUCUGUCCAGCUUUUCUUUUUCCGAUCUCCCUCACAGUUCACUCCCCUUCGUCACUUGACAGAUCAGAUCCGAACCGCCAGUACGGCCUGAUCUCUUCUCUCAUUGAUUGAUUCCCUGGGCCGAACGCGCUUUCUUGUCACACCCAGGCUGUCUACGGUCUACCUACAUCACUGUCAUCACCUUCCAUUCCCAAACUACCGUCUCUCUCUGAUCUUAGUCUUAUAAGGCUCAGGUCUCUCCAGGCCUCCUCCCCAUAUUGCCAUACCUUAUACCCACCCACCCGGGGGCACCUCUCAUACAGCACGCUCCUUCGCUGCCAAGGUACUCCCAAAGGUACCCAAAGGUGUCGCUCUCGGUACCAAAGGUACAUCGGUGCUUACCUUAGCUUAGGCCCGUACUCAAUUGCACUUACCCGCCCGCCUAUCGAGGUCCUGGUGAUACCCACAUUUAUUCCUCCGACACUGUCCUUGCCCGCCUUCCCGGUCGCACUCUCGUCUUCCGUCCUUCGCUACCCAUCUCCCUCGACAGCUCCCGCCCAUCCCCGAUCUUCAGGGUCGUCGCUCAUCAUCCAUCCAUCCUCACUCCGUCCGAUAAACAAUCAUAACAACUCACCGCUCUCGCUUUCGAUCCUAGCCGUCGCUGCGUCCUCUCUCGAGGCCUUUUGAUUCGAAACGCCUACCUUACCGCCGAGUCCUCCGCCGACCGAACGAUCAUCACUACCAAUCGACGACGACGCCCUGCGAUCCAUCUCAGUCUCGCCAUUAAUUUUCACCCCGUCAGCCUUAUCUGAUACUACUAUGGGCAUUUAACGUGCGUCCAUUCGGGAUCUCACGCGCGGUUAAAUCAUUUCGACGGCUCCUUGAGCCCUGCAAUCGAACAUUUAACGCACCCAAAUCCCAUCGUUACUCCCAUCGGCGGCUCAACCGAAGCCCCGGCCUCUUUCGAAAAUGGGUGCCUGUAUGAGCUCAAACAACGAGGAGGUGGAACAGAAAAAGAAGAGUCAGGCAAUCGAUCGACAGCUGGAAGAGGACUCGAAGAGGUUACGCCGGGAAUGCAAGAUUCUUCUGCUCGGAUCCGGAGAAAGUGGUAAAUCCACGAUAGUAAAGCAGAUGAAGAUUAUCCAUCUGAAAGGCUACUCCGAAGAUGAAUUGUACAACUACCGCCCGACCGUGUUCAAGAACCUGGUGGAAUGCGCAAAAGCAGUGAUCCAGGCCAUGCGACAAUUCGACAUCGAGCCGGUAAUCGAAGAGAACAAGGCGUAUGCCACCUUCCUCAUGGAAUACACAGCCGAAUCUGGCCCCCAAGCACAUAUCGAUCCCCAGAUUGGAAUCGCCAUCCAGUCAAUAUGGAGCGAUCCCGCGAGGGAACAGCUCAUGGAGAGGCAGACUGAGUUCUACUUGAUGGAUUCUGCAGAAUACUUCUUCCAAGAGGUCAUGCGGAUCGUAGCACCAGACUACCUCCCGAACGAAAUGGAUGUUCUCAGAGCCAGAACGAAGACAACUGGUAUCUACGAGACAAGAUUUCAGAUGGGUCAACUCAGCAUACACAUGUUCGAUGUUGGCGGUCAAAGAAGCGAAAGAAAGAAGUGGAUUCACUGUUUUGAAAAUGUCACUUCAAUUAUCUUCUGCGUUGCCCUUAGCGAGUACGACCAAGUUUUGCUGGAGGAGAGCAGUCAGAACCGAAUGAUGGAAAGUCUACUGUUGUUUGACUCGGUGGUGAACUCAAGGUGGUUUAUGCGCACCAGUAUCAUUUUGUUCCUGAACAAGGUGGAUAUCUUCAAGCAGAAGCUCGGACGUUCACCACUGGGCAAUUACUUCCCAGACUACUCAGGCGGUAACGACGUCAACAAGGCAGCCAAGUAUCUCCUCUGGAGGUUCAACCAGGUUAACCGAGCACACCUCAACCUGUAUCCCCACCUGACUCAAGCAACCGACACAUCCAACAUCCGAUUGGUGUUUGCGGCCGUCAAGGAGACGAUCCUCAACAACGCUCUUAGGGACUCUGGCAUCCUAUAAACCGCCAGUCGCCUCGGCUACAAAUUUUCCUUAAUGUUUAGAUUCAUCUCCUCUGUUGCGGGUCAGCGUUUUAUAGCAUUGCCGGGCGUUGUGGGCGGCACCUCGUUUGGACGGCGUUCACUCUGGUUUAUACGCUCGCUUGCGAUACGACACGGGUGCGAGCGAAUCGUCGGUUAGUGCCUCGACUCGAGAACAGCACGGCACGACAAUUCCUUUUCCAUUUGCAUCACGGAACCAAUUGCUUGAAGAUGGACAUUCGCAACCGGUUGCUGCCCGCCUACGCGAGAUACGCCAGGUUGUUGUGGUGGAAGAGAUGCCCAUGUGAAAGCGUUUCUGGGACGAAAAGCACGCCAUGGGUUGGAGUAUGGUAUGGGAAACGGGAAAUUCAAAGAUGAUGUGAUGAAUUGGCCGUUCGUUUUCUUUUGUCUCUGUUUUGGGAUGAUGCUCGAAACUUGGGAAAGCGACAGCAUCUACCCUGUUGGAAGCGGUAGCGUAAGGGCCUGAUUGAUAGCUGGAGAGAGUUGCGACAGCUAAAUGAAGCACAUCUCUAUAUGCGAACCAUUCGUGUGCCAGGAACGUGCCAGUACGCUUUGUGCACGCAACUCAUGGAUGUUCAAAGAGCUCAUUCCAGAUUCUUAGCAUGGAUAGAGGGGAGGGGGGCGGGCUGGUCGCAGGAAACAACAGCGAGGAUGAGGGAGAUGGAUCUCACGAGAGAGAGAAGAAGAAAACCCCCGCAAAACGCUGGCUUGAGGCUUCGCGAUCGCGGUAGAUGAUGUUCUUUUCUUUUUCCGUUACUUGUACACUAUAUCGUCUUAAUCAACGCAAGGCUGUGUAUGCACUGCUGGAAGCGGUCGCAUCUUUUUUUCUCGCUUUGUUUGUUUCGCUAUGAAUGAUUUUGCUUGAUGUGUUGAGAUUUGGCAUUGAAGCCUUGUGAGGGCAGGCCAGGGGUGUUGGGCUAUGAUGGCUACGAAAACCAAAUGUGAUAUCCGGAGAUGAUCCGUAAAUCUGUGAUAUCUUCAGUGGGCCUUAAUAGCCGAGGAUUAGAUAAUGUGUGUGUGUGAGAGAGAGAGAGAGAGAGAGAGACAUGUUGUGCUGCGUGGGUAGAGACUAGGAAUAUCAGGUGAUGUAUUUUUUGUUGUAAACUUUUCUCUUCGGGGGUUGAUGGGAAUUUGGCAGCAUGAUAGAUCAUCUAUUGCACUGCAUUCCGACUGGGGAGGUGAGUGAGCUGGCCCCAGCUUUAGUACCCAAGCAUUCAAGGUAAGGAAGGUAGUGUGUCAGUCCCAAUCAUGUCGUGCUCGCUUUUGAUGUCUUGGUUCCGUUGGACGACAGGAAAGGUGGGGGGUGAGGAGAGAGCUGUCUGAUGCA